AGGAGCUAAGUCUCUCACUGCUCUGAGUUUGUCAGUGUCAUUUCCUAAAGAUAACGGAGCCGUGCCCGGAGACACUUUAUAGAAAACUAUCCGUAUUUCCAAGAUCGUCGGGAGGCCCUAUGGCAAGCCAUGCCAAACUGAUGCUGGAGUAACAGAGCUGACGUGGGACUAUGUGUUAAGGAUAGUCUGAACUCUUGACUACUUGGAGCCCACUGAUAUUCUUCUUUGGCUAUUAGAGAAAGUUGUUUUGGCAAUGGGGAGGAAGAAGAUCCAGAUCACCCGGAUUGUAGAUGAGCGGAACCGCCAGGUGACAUUCAUGAAGAGGAAGUUUGGAUUGAUGAAGAAGGCCUAUGAGCUGAGUGUCCUGUGUGACUGUGAAAUUGCCCUCAUCAUUUUCAACAGCUCCAACAAGCUGUUCCAGUAUGCCAGCACCGACAUGGACAAAGUCCUACUGAAAUACACCGAGUACAACGAACCCCACGAGAGCAGAACCAACUCUGACAUUGUAGAGGCCCUGAACAAGAAGGAGCACAGAGGCUGCGACAGCCCUGAUGGUGAUGCCUCAUACAUCCUCACCCCCAAUACUGAGGAGAAAUACAAAAAGAUUAAUGAAGAGUUUGACAACAUGAUGAAGAGUCAUAAAAUUACCACAGGCCAUCCACAGCAGAACUUCAUGCAUGUAGCACCAGGCAGCAUGCAGUACAACCCCGGUGCAGGAGGAGGAGGAGCGACCUCCCAAGCUCUAGCUGCAGCCACAGCAGCUCUAGCUGACAGUGGGAUCCUCUCCUCGCCUCAUACACACCUCCACCGAAACGUAAACCCUUCACAAAGACCUCCCAGCGCAGGAAACACAGGUGGCCUGCAGGGCAGUUCUGAUCUGGCUCUGCAAAAUGGGUCUGCUCCAGUUGUGAAUGGUUUUGUGGGCUCAUCUGGUGGAAGCAGUUUGGGGAAGGUCAUACCAUCCAAAUCUCCUCCUCUUCCACCUCCUGGGAACAGCCUGGUCCCUACCAGCCGCAAGACAGACCUCCGAGUGGUCAUCCCUCAGUCCAAAGGACUUAUGCAAACACUUAGUAACCAGAGGCUGAGCAGCAGUCAGUCCAGCCAGCCUCUCUCCACCCCAGUGGUCUCCAUCACCACACCCAGUCAGCCUCACCAUAGUCUGGUCUACUCCGGCAUCAGCUCUGCCUACAACAAUGAGUACUCCCUGAACAGUGCAGAGCUGUCAGGCUUCAGCCCCCCUGCAGGCUCCUCUCUGGGCUCCAUGGCGGCAUGGCAGCUACACCAGCUGGGCUCACUGGGGUCCGGGAGCUCCAAUCUCUCCAUCAACACCAACCACAACAUCAACAUCAAAGCUGAGCCUAUCUCCCCACCCCGCAACCACCUCAGCCAAUCAGGGUACAUGAGUCACGCUCAUGUCCCUCCUCAUCCUCACUCCUCCACCUCCUCAUCCACCAGAGCAGAGAUGGGGAGGUCUCCUGCAGACAGCGUUGGCUCCUCCUGCAGCUCCCACGAGGGUGGCAGCGACCGGGAGGAGCCACAGCAGCAGCGGUUGGACUUCCACUCGCUUCCUGUGAGACGGUCAGAGGGCGGGGAGAGUCCCACGGUCAAACGAAUGCGAAUGGACAGCUGGGUGACAUAAACCCUACAGUCACAUGGCGACACAACACCAGGGCAAACACAGGAAGGACACUGUUAUGCAAAUGAAAUGUGGAUUUUAUUGAUGUGUUCUGUUAUUUUUCAUUAAGCUAUCUCUGUUUUGUUUUUGGUGGUCAGAUUUUUUAGAAGAGUUGAGCAAAAUUGGUCUGAACAUUGUGGAUCUGUCAGAAUCAUCUCAUCUAAUCUUCUGUCGUCCUUAAAACAUAACAUGCCGUCCUUUUGAAAUAUAAAUCAUUUAAGCAUCACAGACCGAUAAUGUGGGUCCAAUUGCAGUACAGUCUGUCACUUUCUUAUCCAGUGGGAUGCAGUACUGUACACAGAAGAAUAAAAAAAAAGGCGAGACUAGUGUUGUCUGUCAGCCUUGUGGCUUCAUUAUUUGGGCAGUAAAGCAGUGAAGUGCUUCUGGAUGUCUCCCACUGGGUGUCACUCAAUUCACAUCUGAUAUUCUCAGGGUUUGAAACAUUAAAUGAGUCCAAAAUGAAAGCAAUACUCCAUCCACAUAAUCCCUGUUACUCCCCUUUAUAGAAAACACUUAUUUAUAUCAGCCAAUGCAGUAUGCUGUUCUUAUGUUGUUUGUGUGUGUUUUUAUAUUGUGCACAGAAUAAGACAAUAUUUCAUUCAGAUUUAAAACUGAAAGCCAUGGACACUUGUUCUGUAUGUACUUCCAAAAUAUGUCUUUAUUGUUUUGUAUAUACUAUCUUUAAUAUAUAUCACUUUUGGCGUAACUGUGUAUUUUUGUGGAUGAUUGCCAUAAUUGCAAGGCACUGUCCUUUUCUUUCUCAUCAAGUGUCUGUUGGAUAAAUCUGUUUUGUGAAGUA
Micropterus salmoides (largemouth bass) is the source of this 2474-nucleotide messenger RNA. RefSeq names its product myocyte-specific enhancer factor 2A-like. Gene Ontology annotation, molecular function: DNA-binding transcription factor activity, RNA polymerase II-specific; RNA polymerase II cis-regulatory region sequence-specific DNA binding; histone deacetylase binding. Gene Ontology annotation, biological process: positive regulation of transcription by RNA polymerase II; heart development; cell differentiation. Lineage: Eukaryota; Metazoa; Chordata; Actinopteri; Centrarchiformes; Centrarchidae. The coding region runs from base 254 to 1639 and encodes 461 amino acids. The transcript has 10 exons. The record is from RefSeq and is a predicted model, not a curated record.